AGAAUUUCAGAAAAAAAUUAAAAGUUUAUAAAAUUUUAUUAAAAGCCCAAAAAAUUCCAAGUUUUCCCCUUUUCAUAUUUAGAAAAAAAUACAAAAUUCAAAAGCAAUGGCUAGCGAGCAAGAACCUCAAACUAUAGAAGAGGUGACCGAUGUCGUGCAAUCAACGGAAAACACCAUGGAGGAACAUGAAGCCGAGAAUCGGGAACUUUCGCAAGAAGCAUUAGAUGAGCUAAGAAUACAACACAUUAUGGAAGAUGAUGGCGAAGAUUAUUCAUUGAUGGGUUCUUCAGAUGAUCUAGAACAAGCCCGCAGUUACAAAGAAUACAAAAGGCUGCAAAAUGAAAUACAAUGUCAAAAUUCCACCAUAAAGGAUAUACUAGAGAAAAUUCAAAAGCUCGAAAGUAAAUCAUGUCUCCAUAAAUGUGAUAAAAUGCAGUUAAGGGAACUCUAUGACUUUUUGAAGCAGGAAUCAGAAAAGCUUAAGUGUCUCACCGAGAAGGCUAUGCACUUACAGAACUUUGGUUCACACCGAAGAUACGGGGACGUAGAAUUAGUAUCGACCUUUGAUGAAAACCAAAUGCCAACCUUAGCCAUGAUUGGUGAGCAAAUUCAUGCUCCAACUACCAGUAGAAGAAGCUCCAAAAAACAAAAACGCUGUUGGAGAGCCCCUGGUGGUGAUACUACCAGUGAGCUGGACAACUCUUGUUCGAAUGAUGAUAAAGAAGAUCUGUGUGUUUCGAAUCCUAAGAAACUAAUGAAGGAAAUAAUGAGAACUUUGCAAAACUACACCAAUGCUGGUAGUGGUUGCAAGAAAACUGCAUCUAACAGCUCCUUUAAAUCUAAAUCCCAUACAUGUGAAGGGAAUACUAUGAUGACAGAACUAAGAGAAAAGUUAAACGCCAUGCAGCAUACAAUUGAUAGGCUAAAUGAAGAAAUUUGUCAUCGUGAAGGGGGCAAAGGGAAGCGAAAACCUCAUUCUGCUCAUCCCAUUUCUUUGCCGCCAUCGUGUGGCAUCUCAAAAAAUCAACAAUUCGAUGAUUUAAAGGACAAAUACACACACCUUCUCAAAGAGUUUUCCAAAAAGGAAGCGGAGCUGAAGGACAUUACCAAGAGAAUAAAAUCAAAUUGCGGCUGUGGCGGCGAAUCUGCCGACUCGGCAGAAAUACAUUUGCUUACGGAACGCAUAAACGACCUAAAGGAGGAACAAAUAGAAUUCAAGUGCCUGAUGAAGGAGCAAUCAUGUCAAUUGGAUGAUUAUCGCAAAAAGUAUUUAACGGCUCAGCAAAAAGUAGAAGAGCAAGGUGUCUUAAUCGAAAAGCUAAACAUGAACAAUAAGCGCAUUGAGAAACAAAUCAAUUUGGAAAUUAAGGAAAUACGCAACAAGUUUCAGGAAAAACUCAACGACCUAUUGCAAUAUCCUAAACUACUGGAAAAUGAACAAAUCAAAGUGGCAAAACUUUGCAAGCAAAAAGAAGAGCUAGAGCAUAAAUUGACCAUAGUAUGCAAGGAGUUGAAAGGACUUAAAGAUAAAAAGCCAGCAAAUAAGGAGGGAGUUGCUGGUGACGAAGACUAUAAGACCCAGUACCAUAAAUGCCAAAAAGAUUUGGAAGAGAUGAGAACAAAUUUCGGUGAAAUGCAAAAGCAAAGAGAUUUAUUUUGCCAACAAUUGAAAGAAACCCAAGAAGACUUCAAUUGUUUACGUUCGGAGUCUGCAAAGAUUAUAGCACGCACCAAAGAAAGCAGUGAACUGAUUAGAGAAAAGCAAAAACAGCAUAUUGACUGCUUGGAAAAACAAUUGGCCCAAUGCAGAGCCUCAGCAAGUUUGUCGGUUAGCGAUAGGGAAUGUGUCAUACGCGAAAUGCAAGGCCAAUUGAAUAGUUUAUCCUAUAGCUUUGAUGCCGCCCAAAAGCAAAUCAAAACUCUGCGCAAUCACAUAGCCUAUAUGUCCAAUGAGAAUUGUUUUCCAGCCAAAAAAUAAGACAUGAGAUUUAAAUCUUUACUAAAUUUUAUAUAUAAUAAAUAAAUUUGUUUAGUUUUCUCUUUCGUCUCAAUAUCCCACACUAUGUAAUUAAAAUUAAAUUAAGUUUGACAUUAAAUCUGAAAACCUAGCCUUUGAUCAUGAAUAAAAAGAAACAUGGCAUUAUAUAGUCAUUCGAAA
Messenger RNA from Stomoxys calcitrans (stable fly), 2158 nucleotides. RefSeq names its product outer dense fiber protein 2. Lineage: Eukaryota; Metazoa; Arthropoda; Insecta; Diptera; Muscidae. The record is from RefSeq and is a predicted model, not a curated record. Gene Ontology annotation, biological process: regulation of cilium assembly. The coding region runs from base 107 to 1978 and encodes 623 amino acids. The transcript is spliced from 2 exons. Gene Ontology annotation, cellular component: centrosome.